Molecule: messenger RNA, 576 nt
Organism: Tripterygium wilfordii
Lineage: Eukaryota; Viridiplantae; Streptophyta; Magnoliopsida; Celastrales; Celastraceae
Exons: 1
Coding region: 185-337 (50 amino acids)
Source: RefSeq, a predicted model, not a curated record
UACUUGACUCAGCCGUGUGACCCGCCACAGAGCGCCAGUCAACUCGCGUUUCAGAUUUUUCUAGAGCCCAGAAGCUCCAUCCAUAAAUCCCUAGCAGGCAACCAGAAUAUCUGGAUCUAAGGCUCUUACCUGUAUAGGGCACAACCCUAUUUCACAAAUUAAGCAGCAUCAGCGACUACCAGUGAUGGGAAUCAUAAGAAGCAGUUUUCCUUUCAUUGUGGGGACUGUGUGUGGGAUUUACGUCGCUCAAAACUACAACGUUCCCAACAUCGAGAAACUCGCAUACACCGUCGUUGGUAAAGCCAAAGAAUACGAAGAGAAGUAUCGCAAACGCUAACACGAGAGGCGAUGGCGAUUACCUCUCAAGGGUGCCGUAUACGAGUACCAGGUUGUCCUUCAAUUUCUUUUCCCCUUUUUCGAUCUUAUACUAUUGUGGUUUUUGGGCAAGAAAAGGAACAAGUGGAAUUUGAUGAUAAAGAAAGAUCAGUUCGCAUUCUUUCCUGGUGUUUAAUGGAAUCCGAAUUCAAUUUUGAAAUCUGAUAUCGAAAUCGAAUCUUCAGUUGCUUUCUUUGAUAA